CGUCUCGUGGAGACCCCCCCGGACAACGGGGACACCCAGGAGCUCCCAAAAGAGGGUGAAAAUGGAGCUGCAGCCACAGAGGAGCUGGCUGGGACCAGGGACAUGGGGGACAGCGGUGCCCUCCUGGGGCAUCUGCGGCCGGACCAGGAGAUGCCACGCUUGGACCACGGGGAUGGUGGAGCAGACGCUCUCCCGAAGCCCUCGACUGCCUCGAUGGACGCGCGGAGGAGCACGGAGCUCCCGGCCCUUGACAGCUUCCCCUUGAAGCACUCGAACACGCUGACGAACAGGCAGCGAGGCAACGAGGUCUCAGCCCUCCCAGCCACGCUGGACACGCUGUCCAUCCACCAGCUUGCUGCCCAAGGUGAGCUCAGCCAGCUGAAAGAGCAUCUGCGGAAAGGCGAGAACUUGGUGAAUAAACCCGACGAGAGGGGUUUCACGCCGCUGAUCUGGGCCGCAGCCUUCGGAGAGAUCGAAACGGUCCGUCACCUGCUGGAAUGGGGCGCCGACCCCCACGCGCUGGCGAAGGAGCGGGAGAGCGCCCUGUCCCUGGCCAGCACGGGCGGCUACACCGACAUCGUCACCAUGCUGCUGGAGAGGGACGUGGACAUCAACACCUACGACUGG
This is a messenger RNA of Leptosomus discolor (cuckoo roller), 627 nucleotides long. The record is from RefSeq and is a predicted model, not a curated record. NCBI's taxonomy places the organism in Eukaryota, Metazoa, Chordata, Aves, Leptosomiformes, Leptosomidae.